GGCAAUUCGUAGAUGUUGUAAUUCUGACAAGUUCGUUAUCAACAAUUAUAUCUGAUGGAUUGAACAAGACCGAAGUUGAAUUAUAAAUUGAGACGUUACUUUCAUUUCAAGCUAUACCAAAAAGUAGGUAUUUCGUAAAAUGAUCCUCAGAAUUGUCAAAACCGUUUUUUCAUUAUUGAUGAUGCACUGCCAUUUUGUAUAUAGUGAUCCAAAUAUUGCAUGUCACAGUAAUUCUUCAACAUUCGUGGGCGAAAAAUUUCUUCAAACAAUUUUUUCACAAAAAGGAAGAUCUUCAGAAUAUCAUGGGAUAGGUAAUAUCAAUUUUAUAUUCAGUGAAGAUCACACAGUUUACGACAAAGUUUUCUGGGUUUCUUUGAUAACCUUUGUAUUAUAUGUAGUAUACAUCAGAGCAAAAACUAAUUUUAGGAUAGAAUAUCCAGAUGAAAUAGAAUCCCAAUUCCUAUAUGGAAUUGUGAGCUUCAGGAAAAUGAUAGCUCCUGAUCCAUACCUCGAUUCUGAGAUGAGGGAUAAAGAUUCAAUGUCGCAAGUCAGCAAUGGCCCAAUUAUAGUUUUUUGGAUAAUAUGGUAUUGCCUAAACUUUUUCUCUUUAGAUGAAGUAUUUGGGGUUACUCAUAAACACAUUGAAGAUUUGACCCAGCUCGUGAUUGCCUUAUUCAUAUAUUUCAUAAAUAUUGUAGGCUGUUGUAUAGUAUUUGAUAUAUGUGUGUCCUCACCCAUGAAGUAUUAUGAAAAAUGAAUUAAAGUAUUUAAUUUAA
Molecule: messenger RNA, 776 nt
Organism: Harmonia axyridis
Lineage: Eukaryota; Metazoa; Arthropoda; Insecta; Coleoptera; Coccinellidae
Exons: 5
Coding region: 140-757 (205 amino acids)
Source: RefSeq, a predicted model, not a curated record